Messenger RNA from Suillus subalutaceus, 726 nucleotides. RefSeq lists its product as uncharacterized. The record is from RefSeq and is a predicted model, not a curated record. Bases 1 to 726 code for a protein of 241 amino acids. NCBI's taxonomy places the organism in Eukaryota, Fungi, Basidiomycota, Agaricomycetes, Boletales, Suillaceae. The transcript is spliced from 4 exons.
AUGCCGUACAAAAACUUCCGACAAGGCAAAUUGCAAACAAUUGAAGGGCAGGAGUGGGCAGACAAUUUCACUGUGGAAAGAACAACUAACUUCCUGUGUGAGGAGUGUGGCAAGGAAUGCCCGUCACUCUGGCGAAAUGUAGGGAACCUUGGAGAAGAAGUGUUGGUGUUGCAGUGGGACAGCAGAUUUGCAAUUAAACCUGUUAUCAAGCGCUUGCAGAUGCUGUGGCGAUUGGCAGCGCAUUACCAGAAUGAUUUCUGCACUUACAACCCAAAGAACAACCCACGGUUGAUGAAACUGACGCCACAGCCUACUCCAUCAGUGAUCACAGAGAUUCAGGUGCAAGAGGCACGGAUCACACAACACUGGCCUGAAUACCAAGGCAUAUUGCAGGAUAUUUGCCAACUGGAUGUGACACACUGGGUCGACCAGCUGGGACUGGACAACCUCCUCAGCUUGAAAGGUCUUUACCAUAAGACAUACAACAUGAUCGCAAAUAUGCCACAAGGGAGAACACCCCCAGGCUACACAUUUUUCCGGGAGCAUCCGUUAUUAUAUGGAGCUCCUAACACACUGAUUCAGAAGAUAGACAGGAUCACAAUGAAUGAAGAUGACGUCAUCAGCAAUGUCUUGGUAGUUAAACACACCCGGUGGAUGAAAGAUGACUUGAUGGAUUGUGAGGGAGACGGCAUCCCACAGAUAAGCAGGAUUAUAAAGCAAAACUAA